Molecule: messenger RNA, 648 nt
Organism: Psilocybe cubensis
Lineage: Eukaryota; Fungi; Basidiomycota; Agaricomycetes; Agaricales; Agrocybaceae
Exons: 2
Coding region: 1-648 (215 amino acids)
Source: RefSeq, a predicted model, not a curated record
AUGGCGCCCCGCGAACCCACCCGCGCACAGCUCUCCUCAAAACUCUCGUACCAACAAACCACACCCAGCUUCCUGCUCAAACUCCAAAAUCGCAUGAACGGAAUCCCCGACGAAGACGACGCAGAAACCUACAACCAGGGCGACGACGACGAGUUUGAGUACACGGGCGAGGGUCGUGCCCCCAUCCCACGAAGACCCCGCCCCGCGAUUCCUGAGCGCCCUGCAGAUGACCCAGGGAGCGCGGAUGAAGAUGAAGAGUUUGCGGACGAGAAGCCGCAGGUGGUGGUGUUAAAAGCUGGGAAGCAUCUCACUGAAUUCGAGGCAGAGAACAUUCGUCGUGCAGAAAAGGGCCUUCCUCCGCUGCUGUCUCCAGAAGAGAAAGCUGCUGCCGAAAAGACAGCUUCGGAAGAGAAAUCGGGUAGAGAGGUGAGCUCGUCGAGCUCGAAAUCAGCUUCUCAGGGACUCUCGUUCUCCUCGUCAUCCAAACCGGGUACAGCAGGAGCAAAACCGAACAAAAGGAAAGCCGUCGGGCAGCUAGACGAGCUCAAGGCCGAGUUAAAAUCUAAAGAAAAGGCCCCGAAAACCUCGUCGUCCAAGAAGGCCAAGAAGCAGAGCAAAACAUUGCUCUCUUUUGGGGACGAUACAUAA